Molecule: messenger RNA, 876 nt
Organism: Merops nubicus (carmine bee-eater)
Lineage: Eukaryota; Metazoa; Chordata; Aves; Coraciiformes; Meropidae
Product: cingulin-like
Exons: 6
Source: RefSeq, a predicted model, not a curated record
AUGGAGACGCAUCUGAAGGAGUACGAGCGCUUGGGCGAGAACUGGGAGGGCUCCCAGGCACGGCUCAAGGAGAGGGUCACCAAAUUGGAGGCAGAGUGCAGGCAGAUGGAGGAGUCGCUGGGCGAAGCCUCGGAGCGGGAGCAGGAGCUGCUGUUGGCCAAACGGUCCCUGGAGACCCGUCUGGAGGAGGCCCAGCGGGGCCUGGCCCGGCUGACGCAGGAGCACCAGGACCUGUGUGUGUCCUACCAGGACGAGCAGCGGCAGAAGGAGCAGCUCAAGCGUGCCAAGAGCGAGCUGGAGGAGCAGAAGCGUCUGCUCGACCGCACCACCGAGAAGCUGAACAAAGAGCUGGAGCAGAUGACGGAGGAGUCACACAGCUCACUGGCCAUGCUGAAGUCACAGCUCGAGGAGUUCAAGGAGAAGUCACGGAAGGAGAUCACAGAUUCCCAGAAACAAGCCAAGGAUCGGGGCGCUGAGGUGGAGAAGAUGCAGUUCAGCAUGGGCCGGCUGCAGGACGAGGUGGCCCGGCUGAAGCAGGCGCUGCAGGAGAGCCAGGCAGAGCGGGAGGACGCGCUGCUGGACAAGGACGUGCUGCUCCAGCGCCUGCACAACCUCGAGCAGGAGAUGGAGACCAAGAAGCGCUCCCAGGACGACCGCUCGCGGCACCUCAAGGCACUGGAGGACAAGUCCAAGCGCCUGGAGGUGGAGCUGGACGAGGAGAGGACCACGGUGGAGCUCCUGACGGAGAGGGUCAACCGGAGCAGAGACCAGAUCGACCAGCUGCGGGCAGAGCUGCUGCCGGAACGCUCCAGCCGGCCGGACCUACGCUCCAGCCGGCAGGACCUGGAGUGUGACAAGGUCUCUCUGGAGCGGCAG